CGUCUGUUUAUAAACACGGAAUCCGCUGUUUGUAAACGGUCCGCAUUUUACCCUCACCCGUAAUCCUCAGUUUCGUAUCUGAUCCCGCUGGUGGUGGUACACCCUUUUCUUCAGUCUAUGAUCUCCGAAUGAAAUAAGAGUAAGACGUCAGCGCGUGAUCAAAGAUGACGGAAGAAGCAGGUACUCUUUCCCGUGCUAGGACGGUGGUACAGCAGUGUCUACAUGCUAGACUUCAGGUCAAGCCUGUGGAAGGGCAAUCUGAAGCGGAGUGGGUAGAGAUUCAGAGGGGAAUGGUGAUUUUUAUCUGCUUUUUCAAAGGAGCAGAAGAAGAUAUUAUUCCCAAAAUGGUGAACUCCCUGCUUAAUGUUAAGCUGUGUGAGACAGACUCUGGGAAAUACAUGUCUGUGUUGGAGUUGCCUGGAAGUGUACUCAUUGUGCCCCAGGCCACACUGGGAGGCAAAGCCAAAGGCCGAAGCAUGCAGUACCAUGGAAACAUUGGCAAAGAUGAUGGAUUGCGGCUAUACAACCAGUUUGUCUUGCAGUGUGAGAAAGGGAUGGCAGCAUCCAGCAAAUGUACUGAAGCAGGUAUUGUUGUAAAAUAUGGGACCUAUGGAAACAGACAAGUACUGAGCCUAGAUACCAAUGGACCC
This is a messenger RNA of Paramormyrops kingsleyae, 650 nucleotides long. RefSeq names its product D-aminoacyl-tRNA deacylase 2 (gene dtd2). Gene Ontology annotation, biological process: tRNA metabolic process. Gene Ontology annotation, molecular function: D-tyrosyl-tRNA(Tyr) deacylase activity. NCBI's taxonomy places the organism in Eukaryota, Metazoa, Chordata, Actinopteri, Osteoglossiformes, Mormyridae. The record is from RefSeq and is a predicted model, not a curated record. Gene Ontology annotation, cellular component: cytoplasm.